Molecule: messenger RNA, 1536 nt
Organism: Paramecium octaurelia
Lineage: Eukaryota; Ciliophora; Oligohymenophorea; Peniculida; Parameciidae
Source: the annotation of a GenBank genome assembly
AUGCAUCAGGAACAUAGGAAAAUGAAUUUUCUAAAAUAAAUUAAAGUUGAUACAAAUGACAUUUAUCAUAUAGAUGCAGAAAAGUAUUUUAAGAAAUAAUGCACAUCCUUAGAAAUAAUGCUUAUAUCUCGAAUGAUUACGAAAAUAAAUAAAAGGAAUAAUGAAUAGUUGAGAAUGAUAGCAAUUUCUAACGAGUUUGUGUAUAACAUUGAUAAGAAAUCAAUUAAAAGAAAGAUAGCAAUUAACAAAAUAUUUGGAGUCACCAUAUCAAAGAAGAGUCAAGAAUUUAUAAUUCAUGUACCUACCGAAUCUGAUUUAUUGUACAAAUCAUAAGAGAAUAGAGAUGUAAUAAUAUUUUACUUAGCAAUUGCAAUGAAAAUGCACAAUAUAGAUGGCAUCAAAAUAUAUUUUGUAGAAGAUGAACUUCUACACCCAUAUUGUAUGCAUCAUCAAACACUUGAUAAAUUAAAAUAAACUAGUUUGCAUCCCAAAUCCUAAAUUAGUAUAUUAUAUCCUGAGAAUUUCCAAUUACAUUAUAUCAAUACCAUGAAUAAGACUAAAGCUGCAUCAAAUGAAUUGUUGGUACUUUUUGCUAAUGACCCAUUAAGAUUGCGAGUUAAAUUAGAUGAGUACUAGAAAUCAGUAGUGUUAGCCUCAGGAUCUUUAAGCAAAAUAUACUUAUUGCAUAAUAAAUAUGAAAAAUAAUAACAAUUCUCAGUACUUAAAUGUGUUCCAAUUAAUGCAGUCGACAUAGAUUUGUUGGAGCUGUUUCUCAAAAAUUACGAGAGAUUGCCAUUCAUAGAGGAACUUGAAUUGUGCAUGCUCUACAAUGGUAAUGUUAAUUUAAUUUUCAAAUUCGUGAAAGGAGGAGAUCUCUAUUAACAUUUAAAGGAGAUUAACAAUUUUCCAGAAUAAUAAGUAAAAUAAAUAGUUGCAUAAGUAGCAAUAGCUUUAUCAGAUCUACAUGAGAGGGGAAUAAUUUUUGGUGAUUUGAAACCUGAAAAUGUUUUGAUAGAUGAAAGAGGUUAUGUAAGUUUAACUGAUUUCGGAUAUGGCAAAUUGAGAAUGUAUUAGGAAUACAAAAAAACAUAAGCAAUCAAUUUCACUAUUGAAUAUUCAUCUCCAGAAUAUAUUAAGAAUGGGGAACUUACUAGAAUGUCUGAUUGGUAUAGUUUAGGCAUUCUUAUUUAUGAAUUAUUGGUAGGCAUAACUCCUUUCUAUCAUAAUAAAUUUGAAAUAGCCUUGAAACUCAUACUCAAAGGUGAAAUUCAUUUCCCAAAAAAUAUCUUGUGCUCCUCAUAAUGUAAAGAUAUCAUCUAAAAGUUGAUAAAACAUGAUAGUACAUAACGAUUGGGAUUUCUCAUGGAUUUUAAGGAAGUACAAAGUCAUCCUUGGUUUCAUGAUAUUUCUUGGGAAGAUUUGUCAUAGAAAAAAUAUGAUACUCUUGCAUACACACCAUAAUUCAAUGAGAUAUCGCAAAUAUCAGAUAGAUAUUUUACUAUGGAAUAAUUAAAUGAGGAUGAAAGAAGCUGGUGA